UAGAAGCUGCUCCAGGCAGCCUUACUUGCUCCAGCACCAUUUCCCUUCAGACAAAAUGAAAAUCCUUGUGUUAUUUCUGGUGGUGCUAGCCACCUUUGGAACACAAUCUUAUGGAUUUGAGGUAUAUAACAUCAUCAGCCCAAACAACAAUGGUGGGAAUAUUCAAGAGACAGUGACAAUUGACAGUGAAAAAAAUGUCGCCAUCGUUAACAUCCAUGCAGGACGGUGCUCCUCUACCACGGUUUUUGACUAUAAACAUGACUACAUCGCAUCCAGGAUGUUCUCCCGAAGGGCGUGCUACAUCCUGAAGAUGGACCACAAAUCUAUCCCUGCCCUGGACCAACUCAGACGAUACAUCUAUGAGAUGCAGACUCUGAACACCAUGUUAUCCAACAAAUAUACCUGGGUCAAGUACAACCCACUGCAGUCUCUGAUCACAGAUUUGAAAUGGCUUGUGUUUGGGUCACCCAUCGAGCAGCUCUGCAGAAAUGUCCCCUUGUAUAAGGGAGAAGUGAUUGAAAAGACACAUGACAUUGGUGCUCAAGGCUGUGCAAAGGCUGGGAUUCUGGGCAUCUUUGGGAUUUCCAUCUGUGCGGAUAUUCGUGUUUAAGCAUCAGCCCACUGAUUGCAUCUUUUCAAAGAAACACGUCCUUUGGUUUCUACUCAGCAGCCAAAUUAAAUUCUUUCCCAAUGUCCCAACUAAUUUUGAGAAUCAGUAGUAAAACAUAAAUACUACAUUCACAGAUA
Messenger RNA from Artibeus jamaicensis (Jamaican fruit-eating bat), 747 nucleotides. It is a transcript of the gene GKN2, whose product is annotated as gastrokine 2. The record is from RefSeq and is a predicted model, not a curated record. Gene Ontology annotation, biological process: regulation of cell population proliferation. NCBI's taxonomy places the organism in Eukaryota, Metazoa, Chordata, Mammalia, Chiroptera, Phyllostomidae. The transcript is spliced from 6 exons. Bases 56 to 610 code for a protein of 184 amino acids.